AGUAAAGUCGGAUCAACCGAGUGCCCAGUGCAAGUCACGUUUUCCCGCAAGCCACGACUAUAGCCUCCCUUUCCAUCUGAAAAAGCGAAAGCCAUAGAUCAAGAAAAAGGAUUUGAAAGUUAUAAGGGUAUUAAGGUAAUUUCACGCUGCCCCUUUCGGCCCACCUCUUCCCCGGUCUCCUUUUACAAAAUUGCCUUCAGGUCUGGAGGGCGUCUUCUUCCAUCAACCAUAGAGGAACCCAAUUUUGGAUAUAUUUACACUUCUUACCCUUCAAAAUUCAAUUCCCCUCUGUUGCCUCCGAUUGGCACUAGCUAGCUCGUUUAACGUUGAGAUCUGAUUCGAUUAUUCCCGAAAAAUGCACAACUCCGCCAUGAUGGAUCCUGAGUUAAUCAGACUCGCGCAGGAACAGAUGAAUCGCAUGUCUCCCACUGAAUUCGCCAAGAUCCAAGAACAGAUGAUGGCUAAUCCCGAGUUGAUGAGAAUGGCCUCAGAAACCAUGAUGAACAUGAGACCUGAAGACUUGAGAAAUGCUGCAGAACAGUUGAAGUAUGCCCGUCCAGAGGAGAUGGCAGAGAUUGGUGAGAAGAUGGCUAAUUCUUCACCUGAAGAGAUAGCAGCAAUGCGUGCCCGUGCUGAUUCCCAGAUCACUUACCAAAUAAAUGCAGCUCAGAUGCUGAAAAAACAGGGGAAUGAGCUUCAUAAUAAAGGAAAGUUCAAUGAAGCCUCUCAGAAAUAUUUGCUAGCAAAGAAAAAUCUAACAGGCAUUCCUGCUUCCAAAGGAAGGACACUCCUGUUAGCAUGCUCACUGAACUUGAUGUCAUGUUAUUUGAAGACAAAGCAAUAUGAUGAGUGCAUACAGGAAGGCACUGAGGUUCUGGCAUAUGAUCCAAAGAAUGUCAAAGCUCUUUACAGGAGGGGUCAAGCAUACAAGGAAUUAGGACAAUUAAACGAUGCUGUCUCUGAUUUAAACAAGGCAUAUGGAGUUUCCCCUGAAGAUGAAACUAUUGGAGAAGUCUUAAGGGAUGUGAAGGAAAAAUUAAUAAAACAAGGUGGUGAGCCUGCACAGAGAAAAUUGGUGAUUGAAGAAAUAACUGAAGAAGCUGUGUCAACUGGAAAUGGAAAAUGUUCUGCCAUGGAAAACUGUGUUACACAACCACAGGAAAAUGGUGCUUGCCGUAAGAGUCAAAGUGGGACCAACAGUGAGGAUCUAACAACUAAUUCAGAGUACUUGCAAACUUUGAAAGAUGACCCUGAAGCUAUCAGAUCAUUUCAGAAUUUCAUGUCUAAUGCUGAUCCUGAUACUCUGGCUGCUUUAAGUGCUGGAAAAUCUGGAGAGUAUUCACCUGACAUGUUUAAGACUGCCUCGAAUAUGAUUAGCAAGAUGUCACCUGAAGAACUUCAAAGAAUGGUUCAGAUGGCUUCCUCAUUUCAAAGGGAAAACGAAUAUUUUCCAAAAGGUUCUUUAGACUCUAAUUUUGGAAGCUUUAGACCUGGGUCGGUUCCUCCAAAUUUGACACCAGAAAUGCUUAAAACAGCAACAGAUAUGAUGAAUAAUAUGUCAACAGAAGAGCGCCAGAAAAUGUUGGAAAUGGCUUCUUCUUUGAGAGCUAGAGAUUCAGUUUCUACCCCAGCUUCUUUAAAUACUGAUGGACUAAGUUCAAAAUUCCCAGAGACCCGAGAAAAUUCUGCUGUUAAUGGAAAUAAUGAUAUGGGUGAAAGUAGUUCUCAUGGUUCAUUUUCAAAUUUGAGAGGUGGUUCUCAGUCCAGUUUUCAACCUUCAACUGCUGGCAUGCAAGAACAAAUGAGAAACCAAAUGAAAGAUCCAGCCAUGCGGCAGAUGUUCACAUCAAUGAUUAAGAAUAUGAGUCCAGAAAUGAUGACAAAUAUGGGUGAACAGUUUGGAGUUAAGCUUUCUCGAGAAGAUGCGGAAAAAGCCCAACAAGCCCUCUCAUCUAUAACACCUGAGAACUUGGAUAGAAUGAUGCGUUGGGCUGAUGGGAUUCAAAAAGGAGCCGAACGAGCCAGGAAGGCAAAGAAUUGGCUGUUAGGAAAACCUGGUAUGAUCCUAGCAAUAUGCAUGCUCAUUUUAGCAAUUAUUCUUCACCGGCUGGGCUACAUUGGCAGUUAGAAUAAGGGACCUGUCUGCAAAAAAACCAAUCCAGAUCUAAGAUCUCGAACAAGUUCAACCUCCGUUACAGAAACAGGCCCCACAACCUAAUUUAACCUUUCAAAGUAGUUGGGAAAGGGUCAGGUAAGUCGAUGCAGAGUGAUGAGCACUUGGAAGAUUGGGAGAUGAGGAGUGUUGUGGUCAGUGGGUGUAGAUGAUUCCCAGAUACAUAAAUAUAUUUUGUAUGUGUUAUUAGUUACAAUGGAUUGUUUGAUUUGUUGGGAACUCUAGUCUAACAAAGGGAAUCCAAAAUUCUCCCACUGCUUUCAAUGGUUUUAUUAUAAUAGAAGCAAAAGGCAAAUUGUGCUUUGAGA
Molecule: messenger RNA, 2481 nt
Organism: Vitis vinifera (wine grape)
Lineage: Eukaryota; Viridiplantae; Streptophyta; Magnoliopsida; Vitales; Vitaceae
Product: outer envelope protein 61
Exons: 11
Coding region: 356-2128 (590 amino acids)
Molecular function (GO): protein binding
Source: RefSeq, a predicted model, not a curated record